Messenger RNA from Amphimedon queenslandica, 1119 nucleotides. Its product is annotated as rhomboid-related protein 4-like. The record is from RefSeq and is a predicted model, not a curated record. The transcript has 2 exons. Gene Ontology annotation, molecular function: serine-type endopeptidase activity. Gene Ontology annotation, cellular component: membrane. NCBI's taxonomy places the organism in Eukaryota, Metazoa, Porifera, Demospongiae, Haplosclerida, Niphatidae. Bases 46 to 1053 code for a protein of 335 amino acids.
AGACCGCACCUUUGGGCGUGACAAACAGCAGCAAAAAUCCAAAAAAUGAGAAGACCAAGGAGAGGUUAUGGCGGUGGUGGUAACUUUGGUUUGAUGCUCCUGUUCUUCCAGCUUGCUGGAUUUAUUCAGUUACUCUCAUCACACAAUGAGUUUCUUCCUACAACGCUUGUGCUGCUGGGUGUCAACGUGUUGGCAUUCAUUAGGCCACAGGUAGGAGGGGUACGUAGCCUUAGGUUUGCCCGUUCAUUUCAUUGGCCAUCUGUAUCAGAGAGUUGCAUCAGUGCUAAAAACGUCUGGUAUUACGGCCAAUGGGAGAGACUAUUUCUUGCUCCUUUUAUCCACGCUGACUCGUGGCAUCUUUAUUACAACAUGAUAUCCUUUAUGUGGAAGGCAAGGACACUUGAAAAGAGAUAUGGUAGCUUGUACUUUGCAUACAUGAUAGCCAUGUUCACUCUACUGACCAGUGGUGUGUAUCUUAUCUUAAACGUUCAUUUAGCUGAAUACUUUGACUGGUCAUACUACAAUAGAUGUGCCGUUGGUUUCUCAGGCGUUAUAUUUGCAGUGAAGGUCCUAACCACACACUUGCAGCCUAACCACAUGAGCUAUGUAUUUGGAAUAGGUAUACCCAGUAAGCUAGCCGUGUGGGCAGAGCUAUUAUUAAUAUCAGUCCUUAAUCCUAAUGCUUCGUUCAUUGGUCAUCUGGCUGGGAUAUUGGUUGGUUUGGCUUUUGUUAGCGGACCUCUUAAAAUGAUAAUGGAUGUACCAUGGGGAAUAGUAACAUCAGGAAUCAGUGGAGCUAACAUUGGCAGACAGUCUUAUAACUAUACAGCUCGCCCAUCAGGACAAAGAAGAAAUGAGUCUGAUCAACAAGAUUCUGAUCUACAAGAAGGUAUUAGAAGGAGCUUGAAUGACUACGAGAGACCCCCACCUUAUAAUCCCGACUAUGAUGAAGAUGAUAAUGGUAGUCCCAACAGUAGUAGAUCUACUGGUACAGGACACAGCGAAGAAAGACUAAGAAAUGCAAGAUUGAGAAGAUUUGAGCAACACCAGUGAUCCUUUUAGCAAAUUAGACUCAUUCAUAUUAUUUCUUUCAUACAUAAAACAAAAGUUAUACCUGGA